Messenger RNA from Dendrobium catenatum, 1613 nucleotides. Its product is annotated as probable cinnamyl alcohol dehydrogenase 1. The transcript has 8 exons. NCBI's taxonomy places the organism in Eukaryota, Viridiplantae, Streptophyta, Magnoliopsida, Asparagales, Orchidaceae. Bases 242 to 1309 code for a protein of 355 amino acids. Gene Ontology annotation, molecular function: oxidoreductase activity, acting on the CH-OH group of donors, NAD or NADP as acceptor. The record is from RefSeq and is a predicted model, not a curated record.
CAAACGGCCCGCAGUGCCAGUGGCCGCAAAUCCCUCUCUGUCGCUCGCGCUAUCUUUUGCACGGUAGCCUACCCGCCAACUCAAAGCCAUCGCGACGUUACAUUGCCAGCUUAACCAGUCAAUAACGUUUCACUUCAAGUCGCAUAUGGCCGUUUGCGAAUCACAGGCGCCCCAUCGUUGAUCACUUGAAGUCGGGCAUCGGAGAAACUGAGGAAAAGUAACUCUAAGUGUAUACUUAACCAUGGCUUCCAAAAGCGAGAGCAGAGAUUGCUUCGGCUGGGCAGCAAGAGAUACAUCUGGUGUUCUUUCACCUUACAAAUUUAAUAGAAGGGCUCUUCAAGAUGGUGACGUUUCUCUAAGGAUAACCCAUUGUGGAGUCUGUUAUGCUGAUGUCGUCUGGACUAGAAAUCUGCUGAACAAUUCAAUUUAUCCUGUAGUGCCUGGGCAUGAGAUUGUUGGAGUUGUCACUGCAAUUAGCACUGGUGUUGCACACUUCAAGGUCGGUGACAUUGUUGGUGUUGGAACAUAUAUUAAUUCAUGCAGAACUUGUGAGUACUGUAAUUCUGACAAGGAAAACAAAUGUGCAAAAGGAGCAACUUCCACAUUCAAUGGCAUUGACACAGAUGGCACAAUCACUAAAGGGGGAUAUUCCAGUUAUAUAGUAGUCCAUCAAAGAUACUGCUUCAAGAUACCUGACGGUUACCCUCCAGAAUUGGCGGCACCUUUGCUGUGUGCAGGGAUCACUGUUUAUGCUCCAAUGAUUCACCAUAACAUGAACCAACCCGGAAAAUCUCUAGGAGUCAUUGGCCUCGGUGGCCUUGGGCAUAUGGCAGUGAAGUAUGGAAAAGCUUUUGGUUUGAAGGUGGUUGUUUUUAGUACUAGUACAUAUAAGAUGGAAGAAGCCUUGGAAAUCCUUGGUGCAGACGAGUUUGUGCUAUCUUCAGACGAGCAACAAAUGCAGGCCUUCUCUAACUCCCUGGACUUUAUUAUUGAUACUUCAUCUGGCCCGCACCCAUUUGAGCCUUACAUGUCUCUUCUGAAGACAGAAGGCACCCUGGUUUUGGUUGGCUUUCCAGGCGAAAUCCGGCUGUCUCCUGCAUCCCUUAUUCUCGGCUCAAAGACUAUUUCUGGGAGCUUAGUGGGUGGUACAAAAGACAUCAAGGAGAUGUUAGAGUUCAGUGCUGCCAAUAAGAUAUACCCAAAGAUCGAAUUGAUUCCUAUUACAUAUGUCAACGAAGCACUUGAUAGGCUUGUUAAGAGGGAUGUCAAGUACCGCUUUGUGAUAGAUAUUGAGAAUUCUCUCAAAUAAAUAGCACAUUAGGCUUUGUUUGGGACGGCUUUCUUAUUGUUUCUUAAAGCAGUUUUCUAAUAUAAAAAUUAAAACUUUUAUUCUAAAAAACUAUUUCAAGAAGCAGUAUAAAAACCGUCCCAAACAAACCUUUAGUCUUUCAGCCAUCUCAAAUAGAAAUUCUAUAUUUGUACUAUUCAAACUAUUUCGUAAAUCUGCUGGCUCACAAUAAGACGUAAAUAAUUCCUGAAUUUCAUGAGUGUUGACUCAUCUUUGGUAGUGUUGGAUUGAAAAUCUUUGUGAUUAGUGUAAUUUACUGCACAAA